Messenger RNA from Pecten maximus, 5346 nucleotides. RefSeq lists its product as uncharacterized. NCBI's taxonomy places the organism in Eukaryota, Metazoa, Mollusca, Bivalvia, Pectinida, Pectinidae. The transcript has 4 exons. Gene Ontology annotation, molecular function: protein binding. The coding region runs from base 180 to 2366 and encodes 728 amino acids. The record is from RefSeq and is a predicted model, not a curated record.
AUGUGUUUGAUAUCGGGUUUCUUUCCAUACUUAGUGGCACGACGUCACAAUACUACCAGGGCUUCCGAAACAGGCUGCAGCCGGCAGUAGAAAGUAGAAAGUGUCGAACCAUAUGAUAACUUCUGAGAAACGCACGUCAACAAGAACUCAACUAACCACGGCCACCUGACGUGUCCACGAUGAAGGUUUUAGAUUUAAAUACGGCGGCCCUGAAGGAUUAUGAAAUGGGUAAUUACGACAACGCCAUAAAGCUGUAUACCACCCUCCUGGAGGACGAACCAGAGUGUUCCUACCACUACGUCAACCGCGCAAAAUGCUACCUGCAACAAGCUAAGUACACCCAAGUCGUGGACGACAUCAGGAAGGCGCUCGACCUCGAUCCAAAGAACAUCGAAGGCGCUAUCACCGGGGGCCGGGCGUCCACCAAACUUGGCAAGUACGAAGACGCAUAUUAUUUUUACAAGGCUGGUCUCGACACUGACUCUAAACAUGCAGUUAUCACGGAAGAUCUGAAGAAACUACAACAGGUCAUCUUGGAGGACUAUGAGAAGAUGGGCGGUGAAACAGACGAACAAGGCUACGACGCUGUUAACUUCUGUGGACAAGACUAUUAUCCCGGGGACGAUGUGUUGCUAAAGAAUGAAUACGAAUCUCUGGAACGGAAGUAUGACAUGGAAAAGGACAUUCCCGCUCCUCAAAUGGAUACUAUAAGGUCAGAGAAAGCGGGGAGGAUUGCUGUGGAGGCACACAAGGCAAUGAUGGCCGGAAAGUUCCCAGAGGCGUUGCAGUUCUUUACCCUUGCAGUGGAGCUGGAACCAACCAAUAGGAUUUUACGACGACUGAGGGCAGAGGUGCGAUUCUUGAACGAAGACCUUGUUGGUGCCAUUCAAGACUUGUGGGUGAUCCCCAAAGGAGAGCGGACGGCAGAUUCAUGGAAAUUGGGAGGUAAAGUAUUGGGUCAGAUAAAUUAUCCAAUAGCGGCAGAGUUUUGGCUGAGGAAGGCAUAUACACUUUCGGGAAAGAAGGACCAAGAAGCUGCAAUUAUAUUCCAGAAGGUGCGGACCAGUCGCAUAUACGGUCCAUUGACCACAGAUUUUCCUAUAAUCGUGGACUUUUCGGGGUACGGCCGUGGUAUAUAUGCUAAGCGUGACAUCCCCGAAGGGGAGAUAAUAUUUGAGGAUUCCCCUGCGGUAUUCGGCCGAGUACUGGUAAAAGAGGUAGACAAAAUGGUGCCUGCCUGCAACUAUUGUUCAACAUCACUCUUGACUGCACGUGGUUACUUUGGAGACAAAUUGGAUACCUUCGACAGUAGCGUGCAAGACCUGGUCGAGAGUCAGUGGCCGGAUGUAACACCUGUUAUGUGCGACAAAUGUAACGUGGUGAAAUUCUGUACGGACACGUGCAAAGAGCGUGCGUGGGAAGAAUACCAUCAACUGCUCUGUCCUGCCAGGUGUGCUGCUGCCAAAACCUUGCACGAGUUGGCUGACAACUAUGGUUAUGGAUACAACGAGAAGGACGAGAAAGUCAAUCUGUGGAUGGCUUCGUUCAGUCCAGUUAUACUGGCACGGAUGUGGGCACAGAUAGUGAUAGCGGCCAAAAAGCUGAUGAAGAAGGAUGGCUGUACGGAACCCACACUGGAGCAUUGGGCCAAGGCAAAAGCCCCCUUCAGGAAAUUCAUUGCGUUCGGCGCAGGUGACGUUGCAGCCAAGAUGUCAACGGUCCUACAGUUGUAUCGCGACAUCUUCAGCGACUGUGGUGACGGCGUCAAGUACGAGAUUUCGGAAGCCGAGUUCACGGGACGGUAUUUUCAGGCGUCGUGUAAUCUCCAAAGUUUCUCCUUCCCAGUUACGCCCCACCACCAGUUCCUCAACCGUCUUUCUAACGUUGACACUCAGGAUAUGAGGGCUCUAGCUCUGCUGAAACCUCUCGAGGCUAAGGUACCCACAGCAGACUUUUGUGGUAUUUUCCCUCUCCACGCGUGUCUGAAUCAUUCGUGCAUGAACAACGUCGAGGUAUGCGACGGCUACGUCAAUGACCGUGGCGGCGUGAUAGUUCGCGCCAAAAGAGACAUCACGAAAGGAGAAGAGUUAUACACGACUUACAUCGACACGUCAAUGACCCGAAAACUUAGGAGGGCGUGGCUUUACAAAUCAUUCAACUUCUGGUGUCAUUGCCCGCGCUGUAUGCACGAAGGGGAUGACUCCUAUGACUGCACGAAAUGUCACAAAAAAGCCACAAACGAUGAGGCGUUCAGGGGAUGUGGUAACUGUAAAAAAGCAUGGUACUGUUCAGUAGACUGCCAACGUAAGGCGUGGAACCAUGGGCACAAGGAAAUAUGUCAAGCCAAGCACUCCGACACCUCAUGAAGCCACUAACCAGUCAAGACAUCUGUAUAGACUGCAGCUCUCCGAAUAACCUUAGGCAUUCGGAACACUCCACAAAACAUAAGUACCAUUUAACACCACAGGUGGUGGCGUGGUUUCAACCAUUCACAACAAAAUCGUGAGGAUACCCUAGUGUGUUAUAUGAAGGUAGUGAAUGAUAGUAUGUAAAACGUCCAAGUGUGUGUAUGGAGGAGUAUGCUUAGGGGUAGUAGAGAGAGAAUGAUGUGUCAACACUAUCUAGAAAAGUGUACGCCUAUCUGCUCGUAACCAACGUCUGAUAGUGAUGAUACUAGUAGUUGUCCCGAAGUCCGCUGGGACGACAUUGCUAUACUUGGUCAAAUGUGGAAAAGCGUGGGGCAAUUAUAUGAUCAUGAAUAGGACCACUUAGGUUUUUGAAUGAUCAUUGACUCCCGAUUUGUUUUACCAUCCGAACAUCUUCUGACUUUUUAAUAUUUGAGAAUCCUUGUGUUAUGAUAUUUAAGCUACAUAGGUUUCCAACCAGGCGAGCUAAACAGGCCCAUCGGGAUUCUUAAACCUAUGGCGGUGUGUGAGAGUGAUUAUCAUAUUACCUUGUAUAAACGUUGACCCAUUUGGUGCAGUAACGAGGAUUAUUUUGACAUGGUGCUAUAUUUUGGGUACAAUUUAAUUUUGUACGAGAUACAAAAUUAUUAAUGUCAUAUUAACGAUAAAGUCACACUAGUGACGAAUCCAUUUGUAUGUUCCGAUUACACGAAACCAUGAGUUUUAUAUGUAUUUUGUUUAAUACGUUGUAUAUUAGAUGUGCUCACCAAUAUCCCAGAGUGACGUAUAAUGUUUUGCUCACUAUAGCCAGUGGCUAAUGAACCCUUCAGAUAAGGAAAACGACUUACCCAGCUAAUCAAAUCACGUCAUCUUUCGGGUUAACGCAACAAACCAUGACAGUAUUUUGUACACACCUAUAUAUUUUGUUUUUGUAUUGGUCAUUUUUAUGACUUGUUUGUCCCCCUUUUCCUCUUCCCAAUCAUUCCAGAUUUACACUAGUCCCCCGCGUGAUUUCUGUUACCUCGUUUUUAAUGAACACAAAUGGCAACUCUUUUAUAAAAUAUUUUGAUGAUUUACUAUAAAGAGUAGAAGAGUUCUUGAGAGUUCUUGCACAAGGUGUUAUUGGCGUCUGUAUGGAGUUAAUGUAUUUUACUAGCAGUAGUAUUAAGCCGCCUUCUGGUUGGGCCAUUACAGUGACCUGGUCCUAUAAACGAAUUCACUGGAGGAAACUAUACCUACCGACUGUAGACCAUGAUUAAGUGACCCGGGCUUUAACACAAUAACUAACAUUCUUAAUUCGUUUCCUCUUUUUGGAAUCCUGGGAAGGUACUAUUGUUAUAUAAAAUGUAUUUACAGAAUGCCACUCGGUACCAUGUAUCGCAAUCAUUUCUUUUUAACAUUUAGCUGUCUGGUUCCGAAAAAGCUUCCAAGCAAAUUAAUAUGAAAGGCCUUCAACAUUGAUAAUAAGUUUGGAUAAAGGAAAUGUCGUUUUUAACUCGAGUAUAUAAAAUUGAAAACAGUGUAAAACCUAGAUAUGAUUUAAAAGUUGGAAUUGCAAAAAUAUGGAUUUUAAUUCCAUAAAAUGUGUGUAUGUUUCUCUAAAGUGUUUUACAAGAGAAAAGUCCCUGGUUUUCAUCAUUUAGCCAGAUAUAGGACGAUUCUGGAAUAUUAAAUGGCUUAUUCAGAGAUGCAAACAAUCAAAGUCCAAUUAUUUCCUAAGUACGCACGGGUAUACAAGACAAUUUUCAAAUGGUUAAUGAAACGAUCCGUUUACAGAGUUGUGGCGGUACCUUACACCGUUUACAGAGUUGUGGCGGUACCCUACACCGUUUACAGAGUUGUGACGGUACCCUACACCGUUUAUAGAGUUGUGGCGGUACCCUACACCGUUUACAUAGUUGUGGUGGUACCCUACACCGUUUACAGAGCUGUGACGGUACCCUACACCGUUUACAGAGUUGUGACGGUACCCUACACCGUUUAUAGAGUUGUGGCGGUACCCUACACCGUUUAUAGAGUUGUGGCGGUACCCUACACCGUUUACAGAGUUGUGACCGUAUCCUACACCGUUUAUAGAGUUGUGGUGGUACCCUACACCGUUUAUAGAGUUGUGGCGGUACCCUACACCGUUUAUAGAGUUGUGGCGGUACCCUACACCGUUUACAGAGUUGUGGUGGUACCCUACACCGUUUACAGAGUUGUGGCGGUACCCUACACCGUUUACAGAGUUGUGACGGUACCCUACACCGUUUACAGAGUUGUGACGGUACCCUACACCGUUUAUAGAGUUGUGGUGGUACCCUACACCGUUUACAGAGUUGUGACGGUACCCUACACCGUUUAUAGAGUUGUGGUGGUACCCUACACCGUUUAUAGAGUUGUGACGGUACCCUACACCGUUUACAGAGUUGUGGUGGUACCCUACACCGUUUAUAGAGUUGUGGUGGUACCCUACACCGUUUACAGAGUUGUGACGGUACCCUACACCGUUUACAGAGUUGUGACGGUACCCUACACCGUUUACAGAGUUGUGACGGUACCCUACACCGUUUACAGAGUUGUGGCGGUACCCUACACCGUUUACAGAGUUGUGACGGUACCCUACACCGUUUACAGAGCUGUGGUGGUACCCUACACCGUUUACAGAGUUGUGACGGUACCCUACACUGUUUAUAGAGUUGUGGCGGUACCCUACACCGUUUACAGAGUUGUGGCGGUACCCUACACCGUUUACAGAGAUGUGGCGGUACCCUACACCGUUUACAGAGUUGUGACGGUACCCUACACCGUUUAUAGAGUUGUAGCGGUACCCUACACCGUUUACAGAGUUGUGACGGUACCCUACACCGUUUAUAGAGUUGUGGCGGUACCCUACACCGUUUAUAGAGUUGUGGUGGUACCCUACACCGUUUAUAGAGUUGUGGUGGUACCCUACACCGUU